AUGGAGCCUUACGCUGAUGCGGGUUGUGUUUUAAAGGUUAAUGUCCAUUUUCAAGCAUGUAAAAUGAAGAUGAUGGAAGUCUUGAAUUCAAUCUGCGGGGUAUAUUCUGUCAUCAUAGAUGCCGAAGAAGGAACUGCAAGAGUUUCAGGGUUGGUCGACCCGAACAUACUUAUGCGGGCAUUGGCUAGGACCGGGUACCAUGCAGAGUUGAAAUGGGUCAAGCUGAAACACCCGGAAUUAAGUAGAUGUUACUUUGGUCAGUGCAAUUAUGGACAUGGAUACACCUAUGGAGCAAUUGAUGACCCGUACAAGUAUCCACGGACUUUACCAUAUUAUUACCCGAGAAGAUCCGUAUAUCCUUUCCACGGAUCAAGUUAUUAUCACCCGUCUCUAUCUCUGCCUAGCUAG
Olea europaea var. sylvestris is the source of this 408-nucleotide messenger RNA. RefSeq lists its product as uncharacterized. The transcript is spliced from 4 exons. Gene Ontology annotation, molecular function: metal ion binding. NCBI's taxonomy places the organism in Eukaryota, Viridiplantae, Streptophyta, Magnoliopsida, Lamiales, Oleaceae. The record is from RefSeq and is a predicted model, not a curated record. Bases 1 to 408 code for a protein of 135 amino acids.